This is a messenger RNA of Durusdinium trenchii, 1266 nucleotides long. NCBI's taxonomy places the organism in Eukaryota, Dinophyceae, Suessiales, Symbiodiniaceae. The record is from the annotation of a GenBank genome assembly.
AUGGCUAAAACCAAGCCAGCGCAAAUGGAGCAGCGGAGGUCUGCUUUGCGCAAGCCUUCUGGUCGAGACUCAGAGAGUGCUCGCAGCUCCUCUACUGUGGCAUCGACCAGCGACAUGAGGCGGGUGACAGGAAAGCAGCCAGACAAGAUUGACAAGACUGCGAAGUUUGAGAGCAAGCCCAAAGAGGGUGGAGAGGGCAAAACAAGGAGGGAGGAGAAGGAGAAGGAAAAGAGUUCAAAGGAAGUUACAAAGCCGAAGAAAGAUGGCAAGAAGCGCAAGAGAGAUGAUAGCCCGGAGAUAGAGGCUUUGUUGGAUGAUGAAGCCAGCAGUGACGAAGAAUGGGCAACUUUCACACGUCAAUGCAACGACCGCAAACGAUUCCCAGUGUCGCUGGCAAGCUACGCUGACAAGAAAAAGCUCGACCUUUUUCGAUUGGUGGCAGUCAUCGUUGAACGAACAGUUCAAAGGGAUGUUGAAGCCAAGUCUGGGCGUAUUGGAGUGAAAGCAAGAGAUUUGGCCCCAAAGUAUGUCACGCCCGACAAAGUACCCAGCUACAUUAAGAAGUUGCGAGAGAAGGGACUUUGGUCUUGGGAUGAAGAUUGGCCAAAUGAUGAAGAGGAAAUCUGGUACUACCCAGCUACCGGGAAAAAGUUUGUGCGUCGAGAUCUCACAUCUGAGAAGAUGACUUUGAGGGGGGAAUCCAAAGGCCCAGAGAACGUUGAACUCAUCGAUAACCUGACUGCCAGCGACGGCAUCCUGCAAGCUGGGUGUAUGCCGGCCUUGGAGAUGGGCAAUGAGGAGGGUAUGAAAUCCAUGCGCGAAGCGCUGGCAGGCUCAGUGACAAAGACCAAAGCGCCCAAGAAACCCAAAGAGAAGACCGAGGAGCUGAAGCCUGCCACCUCGAAGGAGAGAGCGCAAGCCUUGAUGGACGAUGUGUUGAAGGAAGGCGUUGACGCCAGGAAGCUCGCUGUGUCGCUUCAGCAUGUCCAGUACAGCGAGCAACUUGUCACUCAGCUCUUCAAGCACAGCGCCCACAUGGAGAAAUUGUUCGGUGUGUUUCAGAAGCUUACUACCGACAGCAAGACAAAGGACAAAAAGUAUGAGGCUGCGAUCGACUUGGCUACGGAGAAGAUGAAAUGGUUCGAGAAGAGCAAGGAAGCCGCCAAAGGCUUGCUGUCCGGGCUGAACAAAAAGAAGAAGGUGGGCAAGGCGAAAGCCAAAGGUAAAAAGGCAAAGUCUGAAGGGCAUGGGGGUAAGGGCGCUUAG